Molecule: messenger RNA, 1946 nt
Organism: Anoplopoma fimbria (sablefish)
Lineage: Eukaryota; Metazoa; Chordata; Actinopteri; Perciformes; Anoplopomatidae
Gene: psg4
Product: sialoadhesin
Exons: 8
Coding region: 16-1728 (570 amino acids)
Source: RefSeq, a predicted model, not a curated record
AGCAGGGUUGCAGUCAUGUAUGUGGACACUGUCUUUCUUGUGUGUCCUCUGAUGUUUGCAGCGAGCCUGUGGAGGAGGGUCCAGGCUGUCUCUCCUGUGCCCUCAGUCCCUGACCGUGUCCAAGCGCUGAAGGGCUCCUGUGUGGUGAUUCCCUGCUCCUUCACUCCUCUAGCUCCUCUCAGGGGGAGGAAGGAGAGGGUGGACGUCCGGCUGAGGUUCAGAGGUGGCGGUCACUUCUUCCCUCUCCGCAGCACCGCCUUUAACAGCGAAGACAGAGAUCAAGUGAGCCGGGAUUUCCAAGGCCGGACGUCCCUCAUUGGGCGAAUCGCAGAUGGAGACUGCUCAGUGAAGAUGGAGAGGAUCAGCCAGGACGACUCACGGGUGUUUGAGAUCACUCUGAAGAGGGGCGAUGACUUACUCUGGGGGAGGCCAAGGAGCUUCAAUCUGGAUGUUUCGGACACCCCUGAGGCUCCUGUCAUCAGCGGCUUGUUGUCAGCCACAGAGGGACAGCUGGUCAGCCUGAACUGCUCCGUCAGCUAUCACUGCCCCUCCAGACCUCCUGUCCUGAACUGGAGCUGGGAGAGAGGAACCCAGCUGAACAGCACACCUGGGGAGGUACAGACACUCCACCUGGAGCCCCACAGGCCCAUGUUACUGGCCCCUCUGUCCUUCACGGUGUCCCACCAGGUGAAACCGAGGCUCAGAUGUGAAGUCAGCUACCCGGGAGCAAAACCAGUGGCUGUUUCAAAGGAUCUGCAUGUGACAUUUUCACCAAAAGAUGUAGUGGUUCAGGUCCAGACCCUGAUAGUGCUGGAGGGGAGCAGCGCCUUGUUGGUCUGCUCCUGUAAAGCCGACCCCCCGGUGACUGUGUACCGCUGGUCCUACAGUCAACACGGCCGCACGGUGCACAUCCACCAACGCACGCACACGGUCCGGGUGUUCAACGUGACCCGGGACAUGAGGGUCCGCUGCACAGCACAGAACCUGAUUGGUCGAGGAGAAUCUCGGCCCACUCCGCUGAACAUACAAUAUAAACCAGCCAUCCUCCGGCUCUCCUCCACCUGUGUCGUGGAGGAUCUGGAGGUGAUGUGUCGCUGUUCAGUCGACUCAAACCCAAAACCCGCAGUCACCUGGAGCGUGAAUGGUACUGUUCCACCUCGUGACUACAAUGUGUCGGUAACAUCUGAGCCCGACACGCUUACAGCCACUCUGAGGGGACACAUGGACAGACCUCAGACCGUGAUCUGCUUUGCUUUCAACGCGCUGGGAAACGACUCCCUGAUGUUGCUGCAGGGAGGAGAAGAAAUAGCACCUUUGUUGUGGGUGGUGAUACCUGCUGUGUCCAUUUGCCUGGUCAUAUUCCUUCUGUGUCUUCUUUUCUACUGCUGCCGAAAGAGAGCGAGAAAACAUGGCCUGAGCAGACGUCCAGCCGUGUACCCUGAAGGAAUGGGAAUUUAUCAGGACCAGAUGCCUCUCUACAUUAACUGCACAGAAGUGACUCAUAUCUACACCAACGGCAGCUACCAACUCGUAUACCAAAACUGCACACCUCUUUUUGUGCAUACUAAGCAGAACCGUCCAAUGGGCAGAAGAGGGGGUGAAAGAAGAAGAGGAGGAGAGGAUGGAAGAAUAGAAAGACCAGCAGGUUUGGGAGUGAGAGGCACAAGAGAGGUACAGAGUACUGCUGUGACCGAUGCAGAGACGGCAAUCUACCUGGAAAUCCUCUGAGCUCACUGUGGAAAGGACUGAUGAUUCACCUGCUACAUUAAACUCACAUUAGACUUCAGAUUCAUUCUCACACUGAUGGUAAUGCAUAGGUUAUGUAACUCUCAGUUAUUGCAUAUAUUGCGAAUCCAUUGUGUGAUCUCUGUAAUAGCAAGUGCUGGUCUAUCCUUCUCUUAAUCUACAUAUUGAACAAUUUCUUCCUCUUUGACUGUUGGCCUUUA